Messenger RNA from Paramuricea clavata, 6587 nucleotides. The record is from the annotation of a GenBank genome assembly. NCBI's taxonomy places the organism in Eukaryota, Metazoa, Cnidaria, Anthozoa, Malacalcyonacea, Plexauridae.
AUGAUUGCAGGUGAGGAUUUCGUCAUGGAUCUUUGUGGGGUUGUCGACAUUCUACAUCCUUUGAUCGAGAUGUUUGUGGAAUUACAAAGUCUGAGUGCCCCUUCUUGGAAAGUGGUUACCUGGUCGGCGAAGAUUAAAGAGCACAUGGAGCAGAUGCAGGCCAAUUUCUCCCUUACUGCCCCUACUUCCAUGUUCCCCAUCCUAGAAGCCAACAUUGACGACAUUCAGUCAGGUGAGUACAAAGGAAUCCGUCUAGUGCCUGGGUGGAUGGUCGUUUCAACUGAGAAAGACGUAGAUGAAACUGGUAAGACAACUGUCACUGAAAAUUGGAACCAACGAGAGGCGUCGAGAUUGACUUGAAAACAUUCCUGAAGGACAUCCUGACUUUGCUUGAGAGAAGAAUGAACAAAUGUACGAAAGAGAUGCAGAACAUUUUGACCUGCAUGGAUCUGGACACGUUGUUUUCGCUGUUUUGUGGAGAGCGGCUCGGUAACAGAAAGCCGAAAUUGGACCAUGGCAAAGGAUCUCUUCAAUCACAUGCUGUAGAGGAUUUUGAAAGAUUUUUCAGGUAUAAAACCUUCCUAUUUUCAACAUACUGAUAUUUAUUAUACACUUACUAUUGUGCAUUUAAAACAUGCAGUACAAAUCAAAUUUUUGAGAAUAAUAGUCUUCAACAUAACUCCGCUGCUUAACUUCAAAACUCUGAUGAUAAUUUUUCUAAAAUACGUCUUCAAAUUCCUUAUCUUGUCAACUCAUCAUUUAUUUUUCAGAUACAUAUGCUCUCUUCGACAUGUCCGCCAGCUUACUGGUCUUAGAUCCAAUGACGACGAGGAAGUUUGUUUCAAACCCGGUCUUGGAGCAAUAACAUUCCACAAAUUGAAGCAAGCGUUAAAGAAAGCGCUGUGGAGUACUUCAGGGCAAUACUUGAUGUCGUGGUUUUUGUUACUGAAAUCGUAUGGUUGCCUAAAGAAACUUACGCUGGCUGAAACAGGUAUCGGUAAUGUGUUUGCUAACACCUACGAGUUGACGAUGGAACGUAACCAGCAGCCGAUCAAGGCAAAAUUAAACGAGGAAGCAGUAUACAAGAGCAUUUACACAGACGAGACUGUAUAACGCUAUUGGAGUCGAAGGUUGUGUGGCGAUAGACAUUGCAUUGGCUAAAGGAGGAACAGAGGCUGUUGUCGAGUCCUAUUACAGCGUCAUGACCUCUCAACAGAAAUCUGGCAAUCAGUUGAAUGAAACAUUGGCAUUAAGGUAUAAUGGUCACAAUUGAGAGUUCAGUAGACUACAGUAUGUAUUUUAUGUUGUUGUCGUGCUGUUGUUUAAGUUGCAAACUGAUGAUGAUUCAUGAUGUUCAGAAAUAUAAAACAAAUUUAAAUUAAGUAUCCCUUUCUCUAUAUUUCGCUUCCAGGACCAAGAUUGACUGGUGCAUGCCUCCAAUUUUGCAAGCUAAUCGUGCCAUCAAAGACGUUGCUGAAAUGUAUUUGAAUGGAAACAAGAAAGCAUCGCUACCAAAGCACUCUUUGCCUAUUUUAGGAGACCGUGCGAAAUUUUCACGUGAAGGAAAAGUAAUGAAGAGGCACCGGACCGAGGACGUUAGAUUGCCAUAUUUAUUGUAACUGGGUUAAGAUAUCCGUUGGUCAUUUCUGAUAAUAUCAUAUCAUUAUUAUGUAGAAAUAAAGAACACAAAUAAUUAGAACAUUAACAAGUGUAGAAUUGUAGAUGCUCUAUUUUCAAAAUGGGAUCAAGCUGUGCGGUUUGUUUCCCUUUGAGCACACCACAAUAAAACACUCGUUUGAAAACCUGUUAGGUUAAGGAAUUUUAACUAAGAUAACCCUGCCUCGUCCCCAGAAAUUCAUUUCUGGGGACAACCCCCCCCCCCCCGCGCAAGCACAACGACAACCGGCAUGUAGCCAACUGGUGCACAAUUAUUCGCAUAAAAUAUACUGGCGCAAAUAUUCGGCGUGACAAAUACGAACUUUCCAGUAUGGACACUGAUUUGCUGAAUUUUAAUUGAAUUGAAUAUUGCAACAAUUGGCUUGCCAUAUAUGGGUUGCCUGAUAGAUAUAUAAUUCCUGAAUAAAGUAGACAAAUAAAAUAGAUGAAUAGCGGAAUAAAAUAGUUGAAUAGCAGAAUAAAAUAGUUGAAUGUGGAAUAAAAUAGUUGAAUGGCUGAAUAAAAUAGUUGAAUAGCUGAAUAAUUAAUGGUGGUUGAAUAAUGUAUAUAACAGUUGAAUUAUACACUGACUAGCUGAAUUUUAAUUGAAUUGAAUGUUGCAACAAUCGGCUUGCCAUAUAUGGGUUGCCUGAUAGAUAUAUAAUUCCUCAAAUCAUGAUUUUUGAAGUUAAUUUGAUACACAUUUUCAAUUGCAUGGAUUAUUGGGUCAUAUUGAUCUGCUAUUUAGCCUUAAUAUUGUAGCCACUUUCAGGAAAGGAAGUGCAAACAAUCGCAUAGAAUAGCAAUUCUUCUUCAACUAAUGGGCAACCACUUCUAAAUAGCAAGGAAGCUGAAUGACUGUAGGGGUAUGGAUAGCUUUUCAUGGGCUCUGCUCAGUUUGUAUGUUGUAACUUAUGACAAGCCAUUGCAAGUGAAUUUAACAAAGGCCAGUAAACAAAAUUGACAAAAAUAUACAUCAUAAAGUUGCACAUUUCAGGUUGGAAUUUGGUACUAUUUCAACUGUCAAUUCGACAUCGAACUUUGAAAGGUUCAAAACCUAUCUGUCUCAUGUUUGCUCACUCCAUAAUUUUGUCUAUGCAAAGGUUUUCAUCAUAACUUCAUAACAAAUUAUAAUUUAAGUUUUGGAAAUCAUUGGUUUUUAUCAGGAAGCAGUGCACGUUAACACUCUCUAACAACAUUUCAACAGUCAUUUUUAAACAUCAAAUUAAACAAGAGUACAGAAAUAAAAUAACACCCGAAAUAAAGUUUUUCAUUACUUAAAUCUUAUGUUUAAGUUUCUUAUAAUAGCUAAACAUAACAAAAACAUACAAAUUUUACACAAGUAAUAUUUUAUAAAGCAAUAGUUUCAGCAUACCUUCUGAUGGGUCAUAUAUGCAUCGCCAUAUUUGUUUACAAUUAGAACAUCUUACCCCCCACAAAGCCCACAUCACAGAUGGUUCCAAGACUUGCAUUGCCAUUUCCACGCCCUCUCUCCCUUCGCCCUGCUUUUUACCGUGGUAGCAGUUCUGUGUGUUACUACGACAUGUGAUUAACAUAUAUAGUUAUUGGUUAUUCUUAAUAGAUCCAUUUAUUUAUUUAUUUUAUUCUUUAUUUAUUCAUUUUGUCACACACAUAAAAGAUAUGCCAAGUUUAUGGGCCUAUAUAGUUCAGAGUCAUCCGCAAAUAAUGCAAUACUCAAGCCCUGUCCUAUGUAUUCUGGCAUGUCGUUAAUGUAUACUAGGAACAGGAGGGGUCCUGAGAUAGAUCCCUGUGGGACUCUAGAGGUCACAGGGAGCAAGUCUGAGAGGGUCCCGUCUAACCACUGAAGAAGUGAGCGUGUUUGCUCAAGCUUGUUUGCUCGAUGCCUUAUUGCUCAAGCUUGUUCAGAAGCGUGUGAUGUUUAACUCGAUCAAAGGCCUUGGACAGGUCUAGGUGGAUGGCAUCAACAUCUCUCCCACCAGCUAAAUUAUCUAGGAUUUCUUGGUAGACGUGGAGGAGUUGAGUUCCAUAGAUUUACCCCUUAAGAAACAUGCUGUUGAUGGUAGUAACAUGGUGAUAGAUGGGGAUAGCAGUGGUUAUAUACACAGCAUUCAAACGUUUUUGAGAUGAAAGAUAAUAGGGAAAUGGGGUCUGUAGUUAUAGAAGCUAUCAUUGGAUCAUCUUUUUUGAACACAUGUGUAACAAUUGCGAGCUUCCAACAAACAUGAACUACACCCUAAGACAAAGAAAGAUUAUAUAUAUGACAGGGGGAUGGUAUGAUUGUGUUCGCCGUUAUUUUGACAAGUUUUCCAGGUAUCCCAUCAGGUCCGCAUGCUUUGCUUGGAUCCAAACCGUCAAGAGCUUUAAAGACUUUGUGUUCUGUUAGUUGGAUAAGGCUGUGUUGGAAGACAAUGGGAAACUUAAAGAUGUUGUAGUGGUAGGUCGGACAUUCAAAAAAGGGGCGGAAAAAAUUUUCCGAACAUAAACCAAUUAAAUUAAGGGUCAAAAAAUUUUUCCAACAAAUUCCUGUUAAAACAUGCAUGAAACCUUUAUUUUUUUAACAAUAUCUGUAAAAUUUAGGCUUAUGAAUUCCAUUCAAUUCCCUCUGGAAGCUACUUAACUCUACAUUCUAUCAUUUAAAUUCUUUCAUUGCCCUAACAAUCCAGAUGAUUUGCCCUGCCAAUCCCCCUACACCCCCCUCAAGUUUCAUCCCCUGUUUCUGUCGCAUCGAUGGAUGGAAAAGUCUAAACCAGGCAAGAUCUCACAGUCCAAUAUACGAUGUUUUAACCAAGUGUGCCAGUGACAGUGAUUAGGUCCAGGUCUGUGAUGCGAGAUUGAAAUUCUGUUGAUUUGUUUACUAAGCUUUGCACGUUCAUAUAUAUAGAUACUUGAUUUCCAGACAGAAAGAGUGUGGAGUUUGUUUUCGGGUAGAGGUACUUGCGCUGUGAGAUACAGGACCUGAAUGUGGAUGUAUGUCUCCACUACAUAUAGCAGUUACCAUUAUUGGGUUGAAAGAAACAGAGCAGUUAAGAUAGUAGUUUAGUCUCCUUUUCAUAAAACCUUUCAGACGAUAGAACACAGUUGAGGGAGAUGAGUUCAUUCUAGAGUGCCAAAAUUUAAAAUCCAUCAGUACUUUUGUUAAAGAAGGUGAGGUUUCAGUACCAUUGAUGUUAUAUUUAGCACUUUGUAUGGAGAUAAGUAGAAGAAACAGGAGCUGGUGAAGCAGGCAACCAACCACCAUGAUUUACAAAUGUCUCGGAUUUCAAAGGUCAAAUGAAAAGUUCAAACGAGGACAAGUAUUCUGUUCUUUUCUAAAACAUGUAAUUAGUUGUAGCCAAAAUCACGAAUUAAUUUUCUGAAAAAAUAGUUAAUCAAAUCCCCAGAAAAGGGGAAAGAUUAGUGCUGAAAUCCCAAUAUUUGCCCUUUCAUGGAACAAAUUGAAUGGAAAACAGCAAAUGUAAGGCAUUUUCCCAACCUUAUCUUCGCCUUUGUCAAUUUGGCAGGGAUUUUUCAUCUUUUUUUAUUCAUUUCUAAACGAAACAAAAGUUUAAUAGUAGAGAUAAAAAUUAUUUUGUUUUUUGAGCAGAAAGGUGGGUAGAAACUUUAGAAAUCGUUCUACAAAGUUUGCAUUAUUUUUAACCUAAUUUCUGUAAUUUGGACGGGUUGCAAUUGGUGUCACUACCUUAGUAUCUCUAGAAGCCAAACGGUUACGUCGUUUGGUGAGAUAAGUACUACAAAUAAUAUAAUAUAUUGUUUUAAACCCACUGCAAAAAAUUGAACCUUCGACUAAAUAUAGCAAACUAAUACUGCCAAAUGUGACAGGGGACAUUUUUAUAGGACACCCUGUAUAGUAAGUAAAUGUUUCCAAUGCGUAUAGAUGAAUUGUUUGGAUGAAAUCAGAAUGACUAUGUUUAUUGCACAUUAUACAAACAUACUGAGCUAUAUAAAGUAUAAAUUCUACUCUGUAACUAGUUUCGCUAUUUUAUCUCACAUAUAGGAACUCCUAGAAACAUGUCUAAAUUCGACCAGCGGAAACUGUUUUUAUACUUUGUUAAUAUUUCAAAUUGACAUUGCUAAGUUUCAGUUUACAAACACUUUAAAUUUCAAAGUGCAUGUGUGAUCCUGGCCGCGAAAUACAUGAGGUUUGCUAAAUACUGCCGAGUUCGUCGAAACAAUUUUUAAGUCCAUAAGAUGUUACUAAUAUAGUAUCCUUAAGUGUUUCUAUAAUAAACAUCGCUAAAUCUAAAUGGCCAAUACACAAAAUCAUUGUUCCUGCUUAUUACUAAAUGGUGACAAGGUCAAAUACGAAACGAUUUUUGGUGCUUUAAUUUAUAUAUAAAUAAAUAAUGCAUACAGUGCAAGCAUCACCUUUGAAACUGGAGUCUAUAUAUACUGUAUCACCGAGACCGCUUUUUGAUUGAUUUUUUACAUUCACACAUUUUAGAUUCAAGCUUUAUUAUCGCUGAAUGCUAAAACUGGAGUAAUACGGGAAACAAAAUUCAUGCAUGUUAAUUGAAAACUUUAUACACAUAAAUUAAAAAUCACACAAGGCAAAAUAUGUCAACAUUUCUACUAACAUGUGUUGAAAUCAGAUUUUGUUGCAAGUUGCAGAAUUUUGUUGCCCAUAUUACUCGCAGACUCCUAACUUUGCUAAUUGCGCACUGAAUAUAAUUUUAUUGCCAAAACUUGCACACAAAUUUUUCAUGGAAGGGCCAUAAUGUACACUCAGGCCAGUUCCUGCUUUGGUGUAGAAGACGUCAAAUACAAUGCAGAACUCUCUUCCAACAGCUCAAUAAAAGGCUGGGUUGUAGUAGAGCAUCUGAAUAAUUUCCUCCUCUUGCAGAACAGCUGUAAAUGAAUGUCUGUCAGACAAACUGACUUGGAAUUUGUCAAGUAGAUCAAAUCCAUUAUUCUUUGGCAUGAACUUGGUAAUUUCUUUACCAGAUGGAAUA